ACGCAACUGAAAUGUUCCAGACCCAGAAAGGUAGGUAAGGACAUCGGUAAAACAGUCCAUUUGAUAUCAGUGGCUCAACAUGAAUUUUGCAAAGCUAGGUUCAUUUAUUUAAUGAAUUGUAAGUGGGCUUGUUCUCAAGCCAUCUAUCGGCGCGCGCAAAGCGUUCAGUGCGUGGAAGUGAACGAUUCAAAGAUUCAAACACUGAAUCGUUUACAAACGAAGCACCACAUUGACAGUAAAAGAAAAGCUGCUUCCUAGUUACUAUGUCGACACUAAAGAAAGUUAUAUGGCCCCAAGUCAUUCUCUUCGGCGACUCAAUAACACAGUUUGCGUUUCAAGCGAACGGAUGGGGAUCCGAAAUCUCUCAUAAACUCGCCAGAAAAUGCGACGUGGUAAACCGAGGCUUGUCGGGUUACAACACACGGUGGGCUAAGCUUGUGCUUCCUCGCAUCGUGCCCAUUUCUGAGGCUCCUAUCGCGGCUGUGACCGUCUUCUUCGGCGCUAAUGAUUGCGCAUUGGAAGACAAGAACCCCGCGCAGCACGUGCCUCUCCAGGAGUUCACGGAGAACUUAAAAGAUAUUGUCAAAUAUCUGCUGUCUAUAGGGGUGUCCAAUGACAAGAUCAUCUUCAUCACACCACCACCACUUCAAGAAGCCGCCUGGGAGAAAGAGUGCUUGCUAAAAGGUUCAUCUCUGAAUCGGCUGAACUCUGUGGCUGGUCAGUACGCACAGGCCUGCGUUCAGGCUGCUGGACAGUCUGGUCUGGAUGUUCUAGAUCUCUGGACGCUCAUGCAAAAAGACGGACAGGAUUUCUCAGUGUAUCUUUCGGACGGACUUCAUCUCUCUGAUAAAGGCAAUCAGUUCGUGGCAGAGCAUUUAUGGACACUUCUUGAGAGGCGAGUGACUGAUUUGCCCUUCAUUCUGCCUUACUGGGGGGAUGUGGACCCAAAAUGCCCUGAGAGCAGCUUACUGUGUGAUUAAAGGUCAAAUGAUGCACAGCGUGCGAAACACCAUUCAGUUCCCGUGGUUUAUGUUUGGAUAUGCUUAUCGUUAUACAUUGUUUAAGAACCAUCCACCAAUCACAACUUGAUUUGAAAGCAGGUGUUUAGAGUCACUCAAGUUAAAUCACAGAUGUCACAGACAAUGUUUAAUCUUCUCCCAAAAAUAUAUUUCGAUUUCUGAAUGAUCAAUGUUUUGGUGAGGCCGUCUGAUUUGAGCUUCUUAUACUCACUAAGCUUUUUAGUACGGACAAUAAUGGCUUUGACUUUUAGAUCUUCUGGCAAUAAUCAAAUGUAUUUUCUUUCAGGGUCAUAAAAUAAUCAGAAACGCUUCAGUGUAGAGACAGUUUAUUCAUGUGGCUUCGAACCCCAAGAAUACAGUACAUGUUAAAUAAAUGUGACAUAACCAAACAUCGAAAACACACACACCGAAUGAUAGCAGAAUAUGAUCAGAUACAGCUGUCUACAUCCAAGUGAGAGUUUUUAAUUACCGUACUUCUGAUUUGAUACACAGGAAAGUAAGAAACAAUACAAAAUAUAGAUUUAGUCAUUCGACUUAUGGCACAGUAAAACUUUACAAGAUCUUAAAAUUCGACUGUAAUAGUUAAAGUCAUAUUUCACAGUGGGGGAAUACUACAUCAGUUCAUUUUGGUCACAUCUAUACAACCGUUUUAGUGGCAAAAAGAGAAAUUCUAUGAAAUAUGCACAUCCCUCGGCUCUGUUAUCAGUGUUUCAUAUAUUCAUACUGUUGUAUUGAAAUGACAUGAGAUGCUAUAGUAGGACAAAUUAAACUGAGCAAACCUUAAUGCAAAAAAUUGUGUGCAAUUUCUUUUAAAUAAAAUCUUAUUUAUCCUUAAGAACUGGUCAAAUAAAACUCAUUAUGAAUUGCAUUUCAUCUUACAGUUUCCAAACACGCAUGACAUUUAAUUCAUAAACAUAUGGCAUAGGACAUGCAUAGCCUGAAUCUUCUCAGCAAGUCGACCAGUGUAACAUUAAAAGUACAGAGUCAUGCAUUACUCCUGCUGCUCAUGUCUUUAGUGAGGUAUUCGUGAAUAAAAAAACAAAACAAUUUGCACUACUGGAUGUAUGUUACAAGGCACAUACUGACUGUAUUAAAAGAUUAUUAAAUACAAGUUAAAGGGAUAGUUUACCAAGCUGCACCCUCUUGUCGUUCCAAACCCACAAGACUUUUCGAAAGCUGCGUUCUCUCCAAUCGAAAAUCCAUUCUCAUAAAACUCUCAUACUUCAAAAAGAUGACAAAGAAAUUGUAAUCAUCACAGACAUUUAAUGCUAGAUUGGAUUCUCAUCUAUAAUAUUGACCAACACACAAACUAUGAAGAGCUCAUUAUUUAUGGUAAAUGGAAAGCAAGUAAAAAGUGAUUGUCUUUCUUCACUUGACUCGUAUAAUAUCUUUACGAACAUUUUCAAGUGUAAAAGUUUCGGCAGAAUUCAUUUUUAAUGACGGACAGAAAUCUCUCAGGCUUUAUAAAAAAUAUCUUCAUUUGUGGUUUUUGGACGAGUAAAUGAUAGCAUCAUUUUCAAUAUUAAGGUGAACUGUCCCUUUAAGAUCUAAGGACAGCACCUGUGAUUGUCAAUUACCACCAAAUAUUAUUUUGAUUUGUACUUCAUUUUCUAAAAACAACAAAAACUGCCUAAACCGUAACAACAGACAUAUAUAGGGCAAAUGUAAAAUGAUUAAAGGAAAGGUUCUCGCUAAAACAUUGGGUUUUUCAAACCGGUAUUAUUUACUUUCUACAGUGGAAGAUAUUAUGAACAAUGUUUUUUUUUUUCUGUUUCUGUCGAUACAAUAAAAGUCACUGGGGUCCAAAAGAAUAUUUGACCCCAUUGACUUCCAUGCAUCUGUGGUUCCACAAGAGAAAGUCUGGAGGUGUGGAAUGGCAUGAGGGCGAG
This is a messenger RNA of Carassius auratus (goldfish), 2908 nucleotides long. RefSeq names its product isoamyl acetate-hydrolyzing esterase 1 homolog. The coding region runs from base 264 to 980 and encodes 238 amino acids. The transcript is spliced from 6 exons. NCBI's taxonomy places the organism in Eukaryota, Metazoa, Chordata, Actinopteri, Cypriniformes, Cyprinidae. The record is from RefSeq and is a predicted model, not a curated record. Gene Ontology annotation, molecular function: hydrolase activity, acting on ester bonds.